CAUUUCGACACCGACGACCAAACCACCACAACAACCACACGACCAUGCGCCCCACGACGUCCCUCCUCGGCGCGUCCCGCCUCCCGCUCACGCCGAAGCGCGGCAACAAGGACUACUACAAGGGCACGCGGCAGGCGUAUGCGCCCGGCGGCGGCCACCGGACUGGCCCGCCCGGAAAGCACGUCGUGAAGGGCACGGCAAAGUACCGCGUUGUCGACAGCCAGGUGCGCGUGUUUGUCGGGCCGGGGAUCGAGAAGAUUGAGGCGUCGGCGCUCAAGCCAUACGCCACAACGACGCGCUACGACCCCGCGCCGCUCCGCCUGCCGCCGUUCGGCCCCGCGCCGCCCAAGAAGAACGGUCUCAAGACGGCCGACUACAAGGCCUUCUCGGCCAACUACGCCGCCCUGUCGCUCUCCCAGCGCCAGGCGCUCAUCAUGGAGCAGCGCCGCAAGUGGUGGAGCGCUUUUGUGCAGCGGUUCCCCGAGCAGGGGGUCGAGGAGGAGAAGACGCGCGCGGUUGAGGAGCAGGCGCAGGCCAAGGCUUAGGCUGAGAAAGCGGCGUAGAGCAUUGCAUUGGUGCACAUAUGUAACUCUUAUUUCAUGUGGU
Messenger RNA from Vanrija pseudolonga, 606 nucleotides. RefSeq lists its product as uncharacterized. Gene Ontology annotation, cellular component: mitochondrial large ribosomal subunit. The coding region runs from base 45 to 545 and encodes 166 amino acids. The record is from RefSeq and is a predicted model, not a curated record. The transcript is spliced from 2 exons. NCBI's taxonomy places the organism in Eukaryota, Fungi, Basidiomycota, Tremellomycetes, Trichosporonales, Trichosporonaceae. Gene Ontology annotation, molecular function: structural constituent of ribosome.